This is a messenger RNA of Homalodisca vitripennis (glassy-winged sharpshooter), 2104 nucleotides long. RefSeq names its product putative phospholipase B-like 2. Gene Ontology annotation, molecular function: glycerophospholipase activity. NCBI's taxonomy places the organism in Eukaryota, Metazoa, Arthropoda, Insecta, Hemiptera, Cicadellidae. The transcript has 9 exons. Gene Ontology annotation, biological process: phospholipid catabolic process. Gene Ontology annotation, cellular component: extracellular region. The record is from RefSeq and is a predicted model, not a curated record. The coding region runs from base 345 to 1994 and encodes 549 amino acids.
GUGAGUCAUGUACAUGUUACUGAGUCAAACAUACAGAUAUCAUUGUAAUUAAAUAUUCCAAAAAGUAAAGCUUCAUAAAACAUAUAUAAUUGUGCCUAUUAGUUUGGAGUUUACUUCAAAAACUUAUUUUCAAAUUAUGGGGUUUGUUAUUAUAAAUAUAAAGGUCAUCUUUAAACAGGAAACAACUGAUCAAUAAAUUAAAAUGGAAUAACUUAUCACUUAAAGGUUAUCUUUUGGUUUAAUGUAUUUUUUUAUCUUGCUGUCGAAAACUAAAGCCUAUUAAGAUUUGACCGUAGGUGAACUUCACAACACCAUCCUCAAACUAGUGCAGAGAGGCUUAGAUCAUGUUUUUAUUUAAUUUUUUAGUUUUAACUAUACUAUGUGUGAAAUGUCAAGGAGUGUAUAUCAAUGGAAAGGAAUAUGAUGAGUAUCAUUUUUCGAAAAACGGAGUCUCCCACAGAAUUCUUCACCAGAAACGUUUUUCAUCGUUGCCUUGGGUAGUACGAAGUGUGUACAACAAAACAUACUUAACUACUGGAUGGGACUCAUUUGAUCUGGAGACGAACCCUGAGGUGGAUGACAAUGAACAAGCAUUCCUUGCCGGAUACCUGGAGGGUGCGGAGACUCAAGAGGCCAUUUACGACCACUACUUCAAUACCGUCAGGUCUACGUGUGACGACAAGACAGAACUGUGCCAGCGAAUCAACCACUAUUUGGAUACCAACAUUGAAUGGAUCAAGGGAAUGGUGGAGCAACAUGCUGCCAAUGACCCCUACUGGAAUCAGGUGAACUUAUUCUACCUCCAAAUGGCUGGAAUUGUUUUCGGUUACAACAGCGUUGCGCCUAGAGACAAAAUAUUAACAGUCAGAGAUAUUAUGUGGAUCAACUUCAAUUGGGAUUUUGGAGAUUUAGAGUCUGCAAUGAAGAACGAGACAAACAAAGUUCUGAAGGGCAACAGUCACUGUUCCGCACUGAUCAAACUGCUGAGGUCAAAGUCUGAUAUUCUGGUCGCACAUAACUCCUGGACUGGGUACGAGACUAUGAGAAGGAUAAUGAAGCGUUAUUAUCUGCCAUACAAGAACGUGACAGGAACUAUGGUGAGUUUCUCAGGUUAUCCCGGAACCCUGGUAUCUGGCGAUGAUUUCUACAUCAUCAACUCUGGUCUGGUGGUGCAGGAGACAACCAACGACAACAACAAUGCCUCACUCUGGGCAUACGUUCGUCCAACGGGGCAGGUGCUGGAGGUGAUCCGUGUGACAGUAGCCAACCGUCUGGCCGGUGGUGGCCGCAGCUGGACCAAGAUAUUCUCCCAGUACAACAGUGGCACUUACAACAACCAGUGGAUGGUGGUGGACAUGAAUAAGUUCUCGCCUGGAUCAGUGAAGCCAGAGCUGCUGUGGAUUCUGGAACAGAUGCCGGGAUACAUCCGAGCAGAAGAUCAGACUGAUGCCUUAACUGCUCAGAGUUACUGGGCCAGCUACAACAUCCCGUUCUAUCCUGACGUUUAUAACAUGAGCGGCACCCAGGCACUGGCUGACAAGUAUGGAGACUUCUUCAUCCAUGACAAGUGCCCAAGAGCUCGGAUAUUCAAGAGGGACCAUGAGAAGGUAUUGAAUGCCCACACGAUGAUGCAAUUGAUGCGAUCUAAUGACUUCCAACACGACCCCUUGUCUCGGUGCAACUGCAGUCCACCCUAUAGCACUGAGAACGCAAUUGCUGCAAGGAAUGACCUCAACUUGAUCAACGGUACGUAUCCGUUCCCUGCUUUGAGCCACCGCUCAUACGGAGCCAUCGACGCCAAAGUUACCAGCUACAAACUGUCCCAGAGCUUGAGCCUGUGGGCUGUCAGUGGCCAUAGCACCGGGGCUCACCUCCCACCCUUCCGUUGGAGCACUUCCGACUUCAACCGUAGUCUGCCUCACCGGGGACACCCCGACUUGUUCAACUUCCAGCCCGUUCUCUUCUCCUGGCCAUCCCAACAACGGACUGACUGAUCUCAUACAUUUGUAUAUUUAUGUAAAUCAUGGGCUAUAAUUAGUACUUCUUGUUCUUUACAUAAAAAAUGUCACUGGGAUAUCUAAAAAAAUAUGAAACUUCUCCUGGA